Messenger RNA from Meloidogyne enterolobii, 347 nucleotides. The record is from the annotation of a GenBank genome assembly. NCBI's taxonomy places the organism in Eukaryota, Metazoa, Nematoda, Chromadorea, Rhabditida, Meloidogynidae.
CGCAUAGGAUCAUUGCUAGUGGGGGCACUGAUGCGCUUGUUCACGUUGCGUCGACGACAGUGGGAGAAAUUCGGGAUCAGGCUAUUUGGGCACUAGGAAAUUUGGCAGCAGAUUGUGCCUCGUGUCGACAACAAGUGCGAGCUUCGGGACUUUUGGCCUUAUUAAUUGUAAUGCUGGAAAUGCCCGACUAUCAGGCACACGAUCCUCGCAAAAUUGUUAUUUGGUGCUUGGCUAAUUUGCUUCGUGGGGGAAUGAAUGACAUUGAGCUUGAUGUGAAGUGUCGGCCGACUUCUCUCUUCACUUCAUGUGACUCUAUCCCUCUACGAUACAGGCGAAAUUCUCUGUGA